Molecule: messenger RNA, 2798 nt
Organism: Rhipicephalus microplus (southern cattle tick)
Lineage: Eukaryota; Metazoa; Arthropoda; Arachnida; Ixodida; Ixodidae
Product: protein MEMO1
Source: RefSeq, a predicted model, not a curated record
CCGUGGUCGAGCGUGCUUCUAUUUGUUUGGAUUUGUGGUGUACGCGAUUGGGACGUUUUUCCACUCCCCUGUGCUUUAAUUUAUUGGGAACACAGUUUACCAAAAUUGGCACGGCGAUGUCAUCUCAACGGCUGGUGAGAAAAGCGUCGCACGCUGGUAGUUGGUACACCGAUUCGGCACGUGAAUUAAGGUAUCAGCUUGAAAACUGGCUCUCUGCUGUUGGACCACCGACAUUUGGACCAGCACGGGCAAUUAUAGCGCCGCAUGCUGGCUACCAGUACUGUGGUGCCUGUGCCGCACAUGCCUACAAGCAAGUCGACCCUACUGCUGUGCGACGUGUCUUCAUCCUGGGACCUUCCCAUCAUGCUCGAAUUGGAGGAUGUGGUCUCUCCCCAGCCAAAACCUACAGAACACCAUUAUAUGAUCUCACCAUAAACCAUGAAGUUUAUGAAGAACUUUACGAGACAGGUGCAUUUGAAGAGGUAUCGAUUCAUGUUGAUGAGAAUGAGCACAGUCUAGAAAUGCACCUGCCAUACAUAGCGAAGGUCAUGGAAAACCAGGAGUUCACCAUCGUGCCCAUCAUUGUGGGAUCACUGAGUCCUGAGAAUGAGGCUUUCUACGGCCGACUGCUGAGCAAGUACCUUGCUGACGCAGACAACCUUUUCGUCAUAUCCUCAGACUUCUGCCACUGGGGGGCUAGGUUUCACUAUCAGUUCUACGACAAGUCCUGGGGCAACAUCCAUCAGUCCAUUGAAAAGCUGGAUAAGCAGGGGAUGAGCAUAAUCGAGGAGCUUUCUCCAACUGCGUUCACCGCGUACCUGAAGAAGUAUGGAAACACCAUCUGCGGCCGCCAUCCCAUUGGGGUCCUGCUUAAUGCUGUGGACACACUCCAAAAUUCUGGAAAUGGCCACAGGAUGGCGCUCAAGUUCCUGAAGUAUGCCCAGUCCAGUCAGUGUAUGAGCAUGAGCGACUCUUCCGUCAGCUAUGCCUCAGCAGCUCUCCGCCUCGACUGAUACUACCUGAAUGCCAAAGUUGUCUUCCUUUUCUCUGCGUUGUUUCUUCGUGCACGUGCGCUUGUACUCACUGGAUUGUCUUUUCGUUGCUUUCCACAAUAUCUUUCAUUUUAAUGAUGGAUUCGGGACACAAGAUUAGCGUGGUGGAUGUUCACUUUUUUAUAUCUGAGCAACUGGCGCAGUGCGAGUGGAUGGUCUGUGAGAAGGAGUGAUUUGAACGUGUCAUAUUCACAUCACCACAGUGAAAUCUUUCUUGAAUGAACGCGAGUUGUUUUUGUCUCAUUUGAAACAGCUCCGAGCAAAAUAAUUACGAUUCUCAUUGUUGAUGAUGGUAAUGCGACAACUGCUUUGACACGCAGUGACUGUUAAUGCCUCGCUGGUUCAGCAGCCUGAGAUAAAAAGAGCAAAAGCAAUUACGGUAAAUUGUGAGAGCGAACGAAAAUCAGCCACAAAGAACCACCCCAUGUGCCCUAACCUGUGAUACUAUUUUUGACUGCUGUCUGCCAAUUCGUGCUCGGGAAUUUGUGUACCGAAGCUAUUUUUUAAUUAAGUUACAGUCGGGUUGCUAUUGAUUAAAAUGCAGCUUUUGACUUGUGCAGUUGGAGUGAUAUGGAAACAGCAAAUUGAAUGUUGCAGUUCAUUUUGACGACUGUAAUGAGUCACUCAAAUUGACACUACACAUGUCAGUUAUAAUCAGUGUCCUGAAUGCAUAGCAGUACCUUUUUCUUAAUCUCUUAAUGCUGAAACAAGCAAAGCAUUGCUGCACACUCACAUUGUGGAACACAGGAUGUGAUGCGCUGAAGGCUGAAAGCUUGAUCUUUAUGGUUUGUCUCCACUGUAGGCUGAAGGCGAGUUCGUUCCGGUAGAUUGUAUAGUUUAGCUAAGAGUGUGUGUGAUUAAUUUUAAAAGUGAGCUAUUGCUGUGUGCAAGAGAGAUGGCUGAUCUCGUUGUACAGUAUGCGAGUGUAGACUUGUAGAUGUUAGUGUGACAAAUAACAUGCGAAUGAGUAAAUAUAAUGAUCUGCUUUCAGCUAUAUGCAGUGGAGCACAGGAUCGCAGGUCCUUGGCGGUUGCAUUUUGAAAUGAAGGUGUAGGUGGUUAUAAAGCCAAAGUGAUAGGCACACGACAUUUAGCUGCACAUUGGAGCAUUCUUCGCAAUCAAAAUUAAUCUGACUGCUUAUUAUAGAACGCUUCCAGACUAGGAGUAGAUCUUGAACGUAAAACCAAAUAAUUUGGUUAAUGUGUGCAUUGGAAACAAAAUAGACAAACUUGUGUUGUUUUUCAUGUAUAACCGGUAGCCAUCAGCAUAAGGUAAUCAUUAUGUUUAUGCUUUUUAAUGCCAUAGCGCCCAGCAGCUCAGUUCUGCGGCAAUUCCGAUGUUGUAGUCGUUUUUAGUUGUGAAUGAAAAAGGCACUGUUGACUGUAGUUCAAACUCAAGGUAGAUGCAAAUAAAGUUAAAAAAGCCAGAGAGUGUUUGUAUUUUGGCUUUUUUUGCGGUAAAGUUUAGGUUUUACUGAAAAAUGAAGGCAGGUUAGUGAUAGGGAAGGGGAUAGCGCACUAUGUGGGUGCAUGUGCAGAUGUAACUAUCGCAUUCAGCUCUUAAAAGUGAAGCUUAAAUGCUGUCAAUUUUUCUUGUUGUCAUUUGCCUCAUAAAUUUAUAGUAGGCAUUGAAUCUAACGAAGGAUGCAGUUGAACCCCAUUAAGUCCAUAGAAAUUCGAAUACAGGUGAACUUUUGAUUAUGUUCACUACUUGUUACAAGCUAAAUAAAUGGAUCUGUGCCAGCAA